This is a messenger RNA of Ochlerotatus camptorhynchus, 1569 nucleotides long. Its product is annotated as probable cytochrome P450 6a14. The record is from RefSeq and is a predicted model, not a curated record. The transcript has 2 exons. The coding region runs from base 29 to 1507 and encodes 492 amino acids. Gene Ontology annotation, molecular function: monooxygenase activity; heme binding; iron ion binding. NCBI's taxonomy places the organism in Eukaryota, Metazoa, Arthropoda, Insecta, Diptera, Culicidae.
GCCAGUUACAGCCUAACCACCAGCAGCGAUGGACAUCUCCUUGCUGAUAACUGCAAUCGCACUCCUCGUCGGGUACGGUCUGUACCGACUACGCAAACAGCUAACCUUUUGGUCUGAUCUUAACGUCCCGCACAACCCGGUCAACUUCCGGAAGAAUGUGGACCCUUCAACUCACAUGGCUCGCAAAUUUCAAGAAUACUACAAAAAAUUCAAAGGACAGUACCCCUUUGUCGGAAUGUACCUCUUCACCAAACCGGUUGCCUUGGCCAUCGAUUUGGAGCUGCUGAAGUGCAUCUUUGUGAAGGAUUUCCAGUACUUUCACGAUCGCGGUACGUACUACAACGAGAAGGAUGAUCCCCUGUCGGCGCAUCUGUUCAAUCUGGAAGGCAAUAAGUGGCGCAAUUUGCGGAUGAAGAUUUCGCCGACGUUUACCUCGGGGAAGAUGAAGAUAAUGUACCCGACGAUGAUCGCUGCCGGGAAGCAAUUCAGCGACUACAUGGAGGAGAAAGUCGGAAAGGAAAACGAAUUGGAACUGAAGGAUUUGCUGGCUCGGUUUACGACCGAUGUUAUAGGAAUGUGUGCUUUCGGGAUCGAGUGCAAUUCUAUGACCAAUCCGGACGCGCAGUUCCGGCAGAUGGGACGGAUGCACUUCGAAGCGCCUAGGAAUAGGAAGAAGGAUAUACUGUGUUCGGUUGCUCCGGGGUUAGCCCGGUUUUUAGGAUUGAGGCAGAUUGUACCGGAGUUGUCGGAUUUCUUUCUGGGAGUGGUUCGAGAGACUAUCGACUAUCGGGUGAAGAAUGAUGUGCGAAGGAAUGACUUCAUAGAUUUGUUGAUUGGAAUGCUGACGGGAUCUAAUGUGGAACUUGGACCGUUGACAUUCAAUGAGGUAGCUGCUCAGGCAUUCGUGUUCUUUGUGGCGGGAUUUGAGACAUCGUCCACCACUAUGACUUGGGCAUUGUACGAAUUGUCUGUUAACCAGGAUAUUCAGGAGAAGGGACGAAAAUGUGUUCAGGAUGUUCUGAAUAAACAUAAUGGAGAGCUGAGCUACGAAGCAAUUAUGGAAAUGACCUACAUUGAUCAAAUUUUGCAAGAAACCCUCCGGAAGUACCCCCCGGUCCCGGUACACUUUCGCAUCGUGACCAAAGAUUACAAAGUUCCCAACACAGAAACGAUUCUUCCGGCAGGGACAUCAGUGAUGAUCCCAGUCUACGCUGUUCACCACGAUCCGGAAAUUUUCCCAGAUCCAGAGAAGUUCGACCCCAAUAGGUUCACACCGGAAGAGAUCAGCAAGCGACAUCCGUACGCUUGGACUCCAUUCGGAGAAGGUCCAAGGAUCUGCGUUGGCAUGAGAUUUGGCCUGAUGCAAGCCCGAAUCGGGUUGGCCUUGCUGUUGAAGAGCUUCCGAUUCACCAGUGGACAAAAGUCAACCGUACCGUUAGAUUUCACAGCGAAAAGCUUCAUCCUUUCGCCGGAGCAAGGGCUUUGGUUGAAGGUAGAAAAACUGUAGUUCCUGAAAAUGUUAUGUAUUUCAGUGAUAGAUACUCUAAUAAAACUUAACUUAAAACAGUA